Messenger RNA from Thecamonas trahens ATCC 50062, 2532 nucleotides. RefSeq names its product parathyroid hormone-responsive B1 isoform 4. Bases 1 to 2532 code for a protein of 843 amino acids. The record is from RefSeq and is a predicted model, not a curated record. The transcript has 3 exons. NCBI's taxonomy places the organism in Eukaryota, Apusomonadida, Apusomonadidae. Gene Ontology annotation, cellular component: BBSome; membrane. Gene Ontology annotation, biological process: cilium assembly.
AUGUCGCUCUUCCAAGCCCGUGAGUGGUGGCGUGUGGAGCAGGCGUCCCACGAGGGGGAAGAGUUCAGCUUUGACGCCCUCUGCGUGGCAGCACUCAACGAGGGCCAGGUGGUCACCGGAUCACUGAGUGGCAUGCUACGGGUGUAUGGGCCAAAGUCGCGCGAGUACUCGUCGGGACAUCUGCUGCUGGAGAAGGCCCUGCACGCUCCGGUGCUGGCUAUCGAGGCUGGGAGGUUUGUGAGAGGCUCACAUGCUCUCGUGCUUGCUGUUCUUCAUCCAAAGUCGCUCGUCAUCUACGCUCUCUCUCGUCACGGAUCAUCAGACCUCGAUGCCUACUACUCUCUGGACGAGGUCUACGCCCAUGAUCUGGGUCGUCCUGCUGCUGCCAUGACCUACGGUCCGUUUGGUGGCGCUCGCGGUAAGGAUUCGAUUGUGGUCCUCACCCUCGAUGGCCAGCUGGCGUUCUUUGAUCAGGACGCCUUUGCCUUUGCCGCCUUUCUCCCGCGCUUCCUCCUCCCAGGCCCGCUGUUGUACAUCUCGCUGACAGACACGCUUGUUGUCGGCACGUCCGAGUUCUCGCUUGAAGCCUACACCUACGCCUCACUGGCCACAAAGUCAGCCUCGCAGCAGCCCGGGAGCAAGCCUGCCGGCGACGACGGCACCAGCGCCGGCGGCGGCGGUGAUGGCGCCAGUGGCGGCGACGACGGCGACGACCUCGACGCCGCCCGCGGCAAGCGGCUCGUCCCGUCAUGGACCCUUAACCUUGGCCAGCCUGCGGUACAGCUGGCACUCGCUCGCUUUUCACCCUCGCUCUCUGCGGCCCAGUCAGAUGUGCUGGUCCUCGGCGUCAGCUCGCUGUUCUGUGUCUCGGAGCGCGGCGAGUUGCGAUCGGAGCGGCGGCUCCCGCUCCAGCCGCUGUGCAUGUAUCCGUACCCAGUUGGUCCGGAGAAGCACAACCUGCUCCUUGCGUCGGCUUCAGGCAUGCUUACUGUGCUCUCGGGCGAGUCGGUGGUGUGGGCGACCAAGGUGCUCGAGCCUGCGGUGGCUCUGGCGGUCGGCACCUUUGGCGGCCUCCGCGGGCUUAUUGUCACCCUCUCCGCCGACGGUGCGCUCACUCUCUCGUACCUUGGCACCGACCCGUCGCUCUCGGUCAUUCCAGGCGCGUCGCUGCCCAAGGACGCCGACUUUGCCGCCAUGGAGCGGGAGAUGCGCAAGCUCAACGCGACCGUCUCCAAAGCCUCGGUGGCACUGGCGGCGUCGGCGCCGGCCACCGACGGUGUCUCGACCGGGAGCGAGCCGGUGGCGACGGCCGCGCUCCCCACCAUCGCUGUCUCUGCAGCCUUCAAGCUCCUUCCCGCGUCGGCGUCGGCUGAGGGCUCGUCGUCGGCCGUUGUUGAGCUCACGCUGACGCCGCGCAACGCCCGCAAAAAGGCCCGCGACAUCGACGUGCGGCUCACGUAUCCGCCGCCGUUCCGCGCCUCGCACACCGCGUUUUCGCUUCCGGUCCUCGCGCCGGGCGAGACCUACACCUACUCGCUGGUGGUGGAGGCCGACCACGGCCUGCUGCCGUCGUCCAUGCGGGUCCAGGUCGCCAUCUCGUAUGUGGUCGGCAAGCGGGCCGAGCCGCGGUCGGCGGUCAGCUCGUUUGCGCUCCCGUUGGCGCUCCUGGGCCGCGCUGUCGCGCCCAUCCAGGCCUCGCUGCACAAGUACACGCUCGCAACGCCCGACGCCGACCCGCUCGACGUCGGCCGCCUCUACCCGCUCCUCUAUGAGCUCGCCGAGCUGGAGAUGCCCGAGUACGGCUCUCCAGCCGCCGGUGUUCUCACCUUUCAGCUGUGGGCCUCGUCGGCGUCGACGCUCUCGGCCGACGAGUCGUUUGUCACCAUCUUGGUCUCCAACAAGGAGGGCAAGUACCGGCUUGUGGCCAACAACCUCCGCUGCUGGGCCUGGGGCAAGAUGCCGCUUGCGCCGCUGUUCAAGGCCCUCGACACCCGCUUUGCCACCCGCAAGGCCCUGCAGGACCUCCGCGCCUCGCUCGCCUCCCAGUCGGAGCAGCUCCGUGGCAUCCAGAAGCGACUCCUCACAAGAUUCACUGCCCGCAACCCGGAGCCGCUCAACUCGCUCGACACUCUCUUUGACGCUGCCUACCAGCAGGUUCUUGAGACUGGGAGCCAGGUCGAGAACCUUGCCCGGGCGCUCCGGCUGGCCACCGCCUCAGUCGCCGCCCUCAUGCGCCUCCUCAUCCUCCUCCUCCGCUACUCGUGCUCCCUCCCGGCCGACCAGCACCAGCGCCUUGUCUCGCUCCUCGUCCCGCCGCCCACCGAGGGCGUCGCCGCCCUCGAGUCCAACAUCGAGUGGGAGGAGAUGCUCGACGCCGGCCUCCGCCACUUUGUCUCGACCUCGCUCGCCUCAUCGCUCGCGCAGGCCCAGCAGGGAACCAUCUCGCUCGCCCCGCUCACCUCGCUCGACGGCAUCCGGACCAACAUCGAGCUGCUCGUCACCCGCCUCGCCGACGGCGUCUCACUGCAAUGA